This is a messenger RNA of Drosophila kikkawai, 2030 nucleotides long. RefSeq names its product tailor (gene Tailor). The record is from RefSeq and is a predicted model, not a curated record. Gene Ontology annotation, molecular function: RNA uridylyltransferase activity. Lineage: Eukaryota; Metazoa; Arthropoda; Insecta; Diptera; Drosophilidae.
UGCCAGCUUAAACGUUUCAGUGAAAACAACAAAGCAACCAAAAUUACACGCGAAUUUUAAGCUGCUAAUUUCAACUCGUUAAUAUCGUUCAAGGAUAAGCGCAUUUUAAGCGACAAUGCGAAUCGAAGCGGAGGACUCCUUUUGGCUGGACAAGGCGGCUUGCAGCAACGCUGAAAGGCAGUUUUAUGAGGAACGCAAUAGGCGAAAAGUUAGUCUUGCUGGCCCCGUCCCCGUUCCCGGUCCAGCUCCGGGUCCUACACUUCCAACCGUUCCCCCAAAGAAAUCAAAAAAGCAGAAAAACAAGGCGAUGGCCGAGAAGGAACCACCAAAUAAACAACUUUACAUGAACCCGCUCACCAUGGAAGCGAACUUUUUCCUGGAAACGCUGACCGCUGUUAACCAGAAAACUACGCACCCGCAGUUGGAUCCGCAUCUUACCAAGCUCCUUGAACGGAUUGUCGUGGGUAUUGAGAAGUACUUGGACCGGAAUCCCACCUAUGUGUUGCCUCUCGAUACGUCAGGAGCCACCGUCGGCGAGGGUGUGGCCUUUGUGCAGCCCAAGGAACUGCAUACGAUCAAGCGCACAUUUAGCUGCAGUGCCUGCACUAAUCGCAUUGUUGGCACCACCAUUGCCAAGGCGGUGGCGCAUUUGUCGGAGAAUCACCCCAAUCCAAAUCCUAACGGACAGCCGGUGCACCAACAGCAACAGCAGCAGCAGCAAUCCAGGCAGGAAAAGAAGCGCGCUCAGGUGAAGGCGCGUCAGGAGAUGGUGGUGCAGCUGCCAAAAAAGGCCAAGGCCAUGAUUGUGGGCGAAAUCACAAAUGUGUUUAAGGACAAAUAUCCCGUGGCGGACAAGCUGAAAGUGAUACCCGAAUACGAUAUAAUCGAGCAGGACCUGAGCAAGCUUCUAUCGCCGGCGUUUCCCAAUCAGCAGUUGCGAGUCUACAAAUUUGGAUCCCGAAUAACUGGCAUAGGCACGCGAUCUUCUGACUUGGACGUAUUCGUAGACAUUGGCAACACCUUUCACACCUUUGAGCACCGAGCAUCAAAUGCGACAAUUAGCAAGCUCCGGGCGAUGCGAAAGUUCUUCUGCGGCAGUGAUGACUGGCGCAUCAUUAAUGUCAUUGAGCAGGCUCGUGUUCCCAUCAUAAAGACCUGCCACUUGCCAACGGGUAUCGAGUGCGACAUUUGCCUAAAUAGUCUUGGUUUUUGCAACACGAAUCUGCUGAAAUAUGUGUUCGAGUCACAGCCACUAGCUCAAUACAUGUGCAUCUAUGUGAAGAACUGGCUAGAGCGUUGCAAGCUGACGGAGCAGAUAUCAACGUAUAGCAUUACUUUGAUGGUCAUUUUCUUUUUGCAACUCCAGCACCUGCUCCCGCCCAUAUCGGGUCUGCAGACGGAGCAGUCGAUCUCUCAGCUUGUGGGGCCUUGGAUCGUCAACUUUACGCAGAAAUCGCCGAGUGAACUGGGAAUACAGCAAAUCGAAGUGACUGUGCCCAUUGUCAAAGGCUUCCUGAAGGCAUUCUUUUCAUACUUUGCCACCUUUGACUACGAACACUUUUUGGUCUGCCCGUACCUUGGACGUGCUGACACCGAAAUACAGAAUUUCGAAAAGUCUCUGCCGAGUCGGUAUUCUGCAUAUGUAGCUUCCAAUCCCGACUGCUCGCUGCAACUGCGAAAGCCGAUGGUGGUCCAGGAUCCCAUUCAGCUUAACCACAACGUGACAAAGGCGGUUACCAGAUAUGGCCUGCAAACUUUUGUGGAUUACUGCCAGCAAACGGCGUCGUUGCUCGAGGAGCCGUCGGCCAAUUGGCGCCAGCGUAAUACAUAAUCCACAGUCCGGAUCAAGGAGUCUCGUAUCCGGUAGUGAUCCCAUCCCUCCACUCUGAAGACAGUUCAGUUCAGUCGCUGGUCUGUUAAGUUAUGUAUGACUUUGUGUGUGUGUGUGUGAGGGUUUUCCCCUCUGCUGUAAAUUCAAGGCGAUGUCCGCCCAUUUGGUUAAAUACAAAACGCACAAAGUAUACAAGUGA